Notechis scutatus (mainland tiger snake) is the source of this 8088-nucleotide messenger RNA. The record is from RefSeq and is a predicted model, not a curated record. Lineage: Eukaryota; Metazoa; Chordata; Lepidosauria; Squamata; Elapidae.
UUGGUGCUCACUUGCAUGGCAGAAGGGAGUUGGCCCCUGGAAUUCAAAUGGCUGCAUGACAACAGAGAGUUAACCAAGUUCUCACUGGAAUACAGGUACAUGAUCACAUCCCUAGACCGAACCCACGCUGGCUUCUACCGCUGCAUUGUGCGCAAUCGCAUGGGAGCCCUGCUGCAAAGACAGACCGAAGUACAAGUGGCAUACAUGGGAAGCUUUGAAGAGAAAGAGAAGCAGCAGAGCGUCUCCCAUGGUGAAGCUGCCGUCAUCCAUGCUCCCCGCAUUGCCAGUUUCCCUCGUCCACAGGUCACGUGGUUCCGCGAUGGGCGCAAAAUCCCUCCCAGCAGCCGCAUAGCUAUCACGCUGGAGAACACACUGGUGAUCUUGUCAACGGUGGCCCCUGAUGCUGGAAGGUACUAUGUGCAAGCUGUAAAUGACAAGAAUGGAGACAAUAAAACCAGCCAGCCCAUCAUGCUCACUGUGGAGAAUGUAGGUGGCCCAGCUGACCCCAUUGCUCCAACCAUCAUCAUUCCACCAUGCAACACUAGCGUAAUCUCUGGUACUUCUGAAGUGACUCUGGAGUGUGUGGCCAAUGCUAGGCCUCUCAUUAAACUACACAUCAUCUGGAAGAAGGGAGGGAUUCCAGUAUCCAGUGGCAUCAGUGACUACAACCGGCGGUUGACCAUCCUUAAUCCCUCCCUAAGCGACAGUGGCUACUAUGAGUGUGAAGCUGUGUUGCGCAGUAGCAGCGUACCUUCUGUGGUUCGAGGAGCUUAUCUCUCUGUGCUGGAACCUCCCCAAUUCACCAAGGAACCAGAAAGACACAUUACAGCUGAGAUGGAGAAAGUAGUACAGAUUCCAUGCCAAGCUAAAGGUGUGCCUCCACCCAGCAUGUUCUGGUACAAGGAUGCAGUACUACUUGGAAUGGAGAAGCUUGCCCGCUUCAAGCUGCUUGCUAACGGGAGCCUGCAGAUCAGUGGCCUAAUGCCAGACGAUACAGGCAUGUUCCAGUGUUUUGCCCGCAAUGCUGCUGGCGAGGUGCAGUCUUCCACAUACCUGGCCGUCACUAGCAUUGCGCCCAACAUAACCAGAGGGCCCUUGGACAGCACGGUGAUUGAUGGAAUGGCUGUGGUUCUCAGCUGCGAGACGUCUGGAGCUCCCAGACCAGCUAUCACCUGGCAGAAAGGUGAAAGGAUCCUGGCCAGUGGCUCAGUACAGCUUCCUCGAUUUACAUUGCUAGAGUCAGGAAGCCUCCUCAUCAGCCCUUCACGGAUCUCAGACGCUGGCAGCUACAUUUGCCUGGCUACUAACUCGCGUGGAGUUGAUGAAGCUUCUGCAGAGCUUAUUGUCUGGGCCCGGACUCGUAUCACCAACCCACCUCAGGAUCAAAGUGUCAUCAAAGGCACCAAGGCCUCAAUGACUUGUGGAGUAACACAUGACCCCAAUGUGUUAGUUCGGUACAUGUGGGAGAAGGAUGGCACGAUUGUGAACACAGAGAACAUGCCACGCAUGCGUCUGGAUACCACUGGCACUUUGCACAUUGCCCAGACCUGGUCAGGGGACAUUGGCACCUAUACAUGUCAUGUGAUAUCUGCUGGAGGCAAUGACUCACACAGUGCCCACCUGCGAGUUCGGCAGCUCCCACAUGCACCUGAAAACCCCAUUGCCAGGCUAAGUGCUGUAGAGAAACGUGCCAUCAACUUGACAUGGACCAAGCCCUUUGAUGGAAACAGCCCAUUGCUACGUUACAUCCUUGAGGUUUCCGAAAACAAUGCUCCCUGGACAGUUCUUAUGGCCAGUGUGGAUCCUGAAGUAAAUUCAGUGCUGGUGAGAGGAUUAGUUCCUGCCCGCUCAUACCAGUUCCGCCUUUGUGCUGUUAAUGAUGUGGGCAAAGGCCAGUUCAGCAAGGACACUGAGAGGUUGUUGCUUCCUGAGGAGCCCCCCACAGCACCUCCACAAAAUGUCAUUGCCAGCGGCCGCACAAACCAGUCUAUCAUGAUCCAGUGGCAGCCACCACCUGAAAACCACCAGAAUGGCAUUCUCAAGGGAUACAUCAUUAGAUUUUGCCUGGCUGGUCUGCCAGUUGGCUACCAGUUCAGGAACAUUAGUAAUGCUGACGUCAACAAUCUGCUGCUUGAGGACCUAAUCAUUUGGACUAAUUAUGAAAUUGAAGUGGCUGCUUACAACAGUGCCGGCUUGGGUGUCUACAGUACCAGAGUCACAGAAUGGACUCUCCAGGGUGUUCCCACGGUGUCUCCGGGUAAUGUCCAGGCUGAGGCCACCAAUUCUACUACCAUUCGUUUCACCUGGAACCCUCCUAGCCCCCAGUUUGUCAACGGCAUCAACCAGGGCUACAAGUUGCUUCUAUGGGAUUUAGAGCUAGAGCCAACAGCUGUGACAAGUCUUACUUCCUCUCCAGAUGCCCACCCAGGUGCUGGGACUCUGGGUAGAAAUUCUGGGAAUUGCAACCCCAACACAUCUAGAACACGAAUUUGGGGAAGACUAGUUGUAACCCCAAAAUUCUCCUGGCUCCUUAUGGGAUUGGACAGAUUGGACAAUGAACAUUUUAUAGCUGGGUCAAUGGGUAUUGUCUAUGCUAUGGCUAAUGAGUUCUAUGUUGUCUGCUUUCUCUUGUUCACAGAGCUCCCUGGGUCCCCAACUAAUUUGGGCAUCUCCAACAUUGGUCCCCGUUCAGUCACACUUCAGUUUCGCCCUGGUUAUGAUGGGAAGACUUCCAUUUCCAGGUGGCAGGUAGAGGUUCAGAUGGGUCAGACUGGAGAGAAUGAAGAGUGGUUGCUCAUCCACCAGCUUUCUAAUGAACCAGAAGCUCGGUCCAUGGAGGUCCCCAAUCUCAAUCCCUACACAUAUUAUACUUUCCGGAUGCGACAAGUGAACAUUGUGGGGACAAGUCCACCCAGUCUAGCUUCCCGCAGGAUCCAGACAUUGCAGGCUCCACCUGAUGUAUCUCCUGCCAAUAUUACAGUACGAACAGCCAGUGAAACCAGCCUCUGGCUACGAUGGAUGCCACUGCCAGAGAGUGAAUACAAUGGCAGCCCUGAGUCGGUGGGCUACCGGUUGCGCUACUCACGCCUGGAUGGGCGCAGCCACACGCUGACCAACACCAUCCAUGACCGUGUGGAGCGCGAGUUCACCAUUGAGGACCUGGAGGAAUGGACCGAGUACCGUAUACAGGUGCAGGCCUUCAAUGCUGUUGGGCCUGGGCCAUGGAGUCAGACUGUGGUGGGGCGAACCCGAGAGUCAGUGCCUUCAUCUGGACCCACCAAUAUUUCAGCACUAGCUACCACUUCUACCUCUAUGCUAGUGCGGUGGAAUGACAUCCCUGAAGCGGAUCGAAAUGGAUUUAUCCUAGGCUACAAGAUCAUGUAUAAGGAAAAGGAUUCAGAUUCCAGGGCCCAGUUCUGGUUAGUGGAAGGCAAUGCUUCUCGGAGUGCCCAGCUCAUAGGCUUGGGAAAAUAUGUCCUUUAUGAGAUCCGGGUGCUUGCUUUCACCCGCAUUGGUGAUGGUGUGCCCAGCAAUCCACCUAUACUUGAGCGCACACUGGAUGAUGUGCCGGGGCCACCGGUGGGCAUUCUCUUCCCUGAAGUGAGAAUAACUUCUGUACGGCUAAUCUGGCAGCCUCCUGCUGCUCCCAAUGGUAUUAUUCUAGCAUACCAGAUCACUUACCGCCUCAACACUACAACUGCCAAUUCAGCCAAUGUAGAAGUCCUCAGCCCCAGCGCACGGCAGUUUACUGCUACCAACCUCAGACCCGAGUCCACCUAUCUCUUCCGUAUCACAGCGCAGACCCGAAAGGGCUGGGGUGAAGCUGCAGAGGCCUUAGUAGUCACAACGGAAAAAAGAGACCGUCCGCAACCACCCAGCAAGCCCACUGUGUUGCAGGAAGAUGUCAAGGCCAGGAACGUGCUGUUGUCCUGGGAGCCAGGCAGUGAUGGGCUCUCACCUGUCCGAUACUAUACUGUGCAAACACGAGAACUCCCUGAUGGGAAAUGGGUGUUGCAUUCUGCGUCGGUAAAGCACAACACCACAUCCUUCAUUGUGAACAGAUUGAAGCCAUUCACCACCUACAAAUUCCGGGUCAAGGCAACCAAUGACAUCGGUGACAGUGAAUACAGUGAAGAGUCAGAAUCGCUCACCACACUGCAGGCUGCCCCAGACGAAGCUCCCACCAUUUUGUCAGUGACACCACACACCACUACAUCUGUGUUGAUCCGCUGGCAGGCCCCAUCUGAGGACAAAAUCAAUGGCAUCUUGCUAGGCUUCCGCAUCCGAUAUCGGGAGCUGCCAUAUGAAGGGGUACGAGGAUUUAUUGCCCGUAGUGUGGGCAGUCCCAAUGCCAGGUGGACAGAGUUGACCCCAACAUACGCCAUGCAGAACCUGAGCGAGGCUUCCCUGACACAAUACGAGCUGGACAAUCUGAACAAACACCGUCGCUACGAGAUCCGCAUGAGCGUGUACAAUGCUGUGGGUGAAGGGCCCACCAGUUCCCCCCAAGAGGUCUUUGUUGGUGAGGCUGUCCCUACAGCUGCACCACAAACUGUAGUCAUCCAAAGCAUCACAGCUACCCAACUUGACAUUACUUGGGAGCCACCACCUCCUGAGACACAGAACGGAGACAUCCAAGGCUACAAGAUUUAUUUCUGGGAAGCUCAGCGGCAGAAUGAAACUGAAAGGGUAAAAACACUCUUCUUACCAGAGAGUGGUGUUAAACUGAAGAACCUGACGGGCUACACUUCCUACCUCAUCUCCGUCCUUGCCUUCAAUGCUGCAGGUGAUGGCCCUCGCAGUAUCCCUAUCAAGGGCAGGACCCAGCAAGCAGCCCCCAGUUCCCCAGGCUCUGUCAAAUUCAGUGAACUCACCACAACUUCUGUGAAUGUGUCUUGGGAGCCCCCGCUUUUUCCAAAUGGAAUCCUUGAAGGCUACCGGCUCAUUUAUGAACCCUGCAUGCCUGUGGAUGGCGUCAGCAAAAUUGUGACCGUGGACGUGAAGGGAAACAGUCCUUUGUGGUUGAAAGUCAAGGACUUGUCCGAAGGUGUCACCUACCGAUUCCGAAUUCGAGCCAAGACCUUCAUUUAUGGUCCAGAAGUAGAAGCCAACAUCACCACGGGGCCAGGGGAAGGUGCUCCAGGUCCUCCCGGUGAGCCCUUCAUCUCCAGAUAUGGUUCAGCCAUCACAAUCCACUGGUCGAGUGGUGACCCAGGAAAAGGGCCCAUCACCAGAUACGUCAUUGAAGCACGUCCUUCAGAUGAGGGACUGUGGGACAUUCUCAUAAAGGAUAUUCCCAAAGAAGUGACUUCUUACACUUUCAGCAUGGAUAUUCUGAAGCAGGGUGUCAGCUAUGAUUUUCGAGUCAUUGCCGUCAAUGACUAUGGCUAUGGGACACCUAGCAGUCCAUCUCCUUCAGUAUCAGCUCAAAAAGCCAAUCCCUUCUAUGAAGAAUGGUGGUUUCUGGUGGUCAUUGCUUUGGUGGGACUCAUCUUCAUCCUCCUCCUAGUCUUUGUCCUUAUCAUUCGUGGGCAGAGUAAGAAGUAUGCCAAGAAAUCUGAUUCAGGGAGCAACUCCAAGUCAAAUGCACUUAGCCACGGUGAAAUGGUCAGCCUGGAUGAGAGCAGCUUCCCUGCUCUAGAACUGAACAAUCGACGCAUGUCAGUAAAAAAUUCCUUCUGCAGGAAGAAUGGAAUAUAUACAAGGUCCCCACCACGGCCCAGCCCAGGCUCACUGCACUACUCAGAUGAAGAUGUUACAAAGUACAAUGACCUCAUUCCAGCCGAGAGCAGCAGCCUUACUGAGAAGCCUUCAGAAAUCUCUGAUUCACAAGGAAGCGAUAGUGAGUACGAAGUGGAUCAGAACCAUCAGAAAGCCCAUUCUUUUGUCAACCAUUACAUCAGCGACCCAACUUACUACAACUCAUGGAGGCGCCAGCAGAAGGGCAUCUCUCGGGCUCAGGCCUACAGUUAUACAGAAAGUGACUCUGGGGAUCCUGACCAUUGCCCUAUGUCCAACAGCACCAGUACCCAACAAGGCAGUCUCUUCCGACCCAAACCCAGUAGGACUCCAACCCCACAAACUCCAGUCAAUCCACCUAGUCAGCAGAGCACUCUCUACCGACCACCCAGUAGCCUUGCCCCUGGGUCCAGAGCCCCUAUCGCUGGGUUCUCUUCCUUUGUUUGAUGGGUCUAAAAGAAAGAAAGAAGAAGAAGAAAAAGGGGUAACAACAAAAAAGGAUGGAUUUAAUAACAACCAUGACUUUUGGGUCCAGGUGUGUUACUUUUCAGAAGUAAUGUGAUGUUGUUGGAGACAAUCAGGCAUAACCGAGUUUGAAUUCAGUGACGGCUCCUGUUUCUAAUAUUGCACAGUGCUCCUCAAAGGAAUUCAUCUGUCUGCAGAUGAACAUCUGGAGCAAAAUAGGAGAUAAGCUUGUUUUCAGGCCUCUUGUUGAAAGAAGGGUGGAAGGCAACAGGGUAAAACUGGGAGCCUCGAAGCUAAGAGGACAUUUGGUAUUAUAGUCACACCUCCCUGCAGAUCAGUUUUCUAGAAAGAGGUGGGGGGGAAUGUAAGUUGAUGUUUCUCAGAAUAGUUUAUUGGGGUUUGAUUUGUUUGUUUGUUUUGUCCUCCAACCAAAGCUUUCCUCGGAGGGGAACGGGUUAGGGCUCUGCGAGCUGUAAAUAGGAGCCAGUUGAAUUGCUACAGUCAAUGCUCUAUAUGCUAGAUGCAAGGGUGAAGCUCAAAGGAUUUGUCAGUGUGAAUACGCUCCUGGUGGCUAGCAGCUGGCCAAUAAGAAAUGGAGACUGCAGAGACUCACCAUGGCCACGCCAUGCCACGGCAGCAGUUGCAGGGAGCCAGGACAACUUUGAAAGGCUUCCCAGACUGAUGCUACCUUGAAUGAACCAGAGGGAGUUAAGUGGGAGGAGCAGCAAUCACACUCAGGCCACCUUCUUCCAUUCACACAGCUAGAGGCUAUGCAGAAUUUGGGUGAGCUCAACGGUGCUGACUAGACUCUGUACUGUAUCAUUUUUGUUUCUGUGCAUUUUGUGCGACAACGGGAGAGAGUACAUUUGAGAAUGGUUGGAGAAAACAUUGCAGCAUUCAGAAGAACUGUGAUACUGUCACUGGGCAACCGGUGCUCUUGGUAUAUCUCCUCUACUGAUAGUGGUCUUCCUCUCGUAUUGUGGGAGAAGUACGCAUCUGCAUCCAACCAAGCCUCAAGACAUUUACCCCCCACAUGGUUGGAUGGUGUCUCCACACCCUCAUGUUUUCCCAGAUCCUCCCCCCCCCCCCCCUCCAUUCACUUCACUGGGCAAGGAGGAAAGAAGGAAAGGGAGAAAACCUGAUCCAAAUCAAAUGCAAUUUGAAGGCACAAGAUACAGGCAGGGGCUAUAUCAGGUACGAAAUAUACAUGCGCUAAAAACUCAAUUCUGCAGAGCCCUCUUUGCAUUGGAUCACUUGGAGUUGUUUUAUGGCUUCAUUGCAGUGUUUGCCCCUCUGGUUUCAAAAGUAAAGCUCUCUUACAGGUACAUGGAAGUGGAAAGUUUCUCCCCAUAUUCUUUUAAGGGAUUUUUAAAAAAAUAUUCACAACCCACAAAUAUUAGGAUGAGGAGAGGGAGUGGAACUGAACGAGGGACAAAAUACAUUGAAAGUUACAGUUCUCCCUUUUUUGCUUUAAAAAAAAAAUAUUUUAGUGCAAGGGUCAGAUAAAAGUUAUUUUUGUUUCUAAGCAUCUAAUAGAGUAUAUAUAUAUAUAUAUAUACAUACACACACACAGACACACAAACACAAACACACACAUACACACACACAGAGUGCCUAUUGAGUCUCAAGAUCUGCAGCGGCCAUAUUUUUUUUUUCUAAUAGAGUUUUGGGCCAGAGCAAGAAGUCCAGGAAUAAUUGGGGAAAGGGGGAAAGAGAAAAAGGGGUGACCAUUCCACUUUUGUUGGGUUAUCUUCUUUCCUUGGCUAUAGCUGUCUUCAUUAUAUUCCCUCCACCUCACCCCAUGCCUUUAUUUGCACAUUGUUUUCCAAGCCUGGUUUACAAAGCAUUGAACUGGCACAUUGGGUCCUUUUAAUAAAGAAUCAA